UAUGAAUUAACAGAUAGUUAGCAAUAGUAUACAAGAGAUUACCCACUAUAACAGAGUACUAGAGGGAAAUAAGCGAUAUGUGGCUAAAAAACUAUCAACAGAUGAAUAAUACUUUAAAAAAUUGUCUCAAGGGCAGAGUCCAAAGUAUUUACUCAUUGGAUGUUCAGAUUCCAGAGCUCCUCCAAAUGAAUUAACAGAAACAGACCCUGGUGAAAUCUUCAUUCAUAGGAACAUUGCUAAUUUAGUGAUACCUACAGAUUUAAAUGUAAUAACAAAUACUAUUCUUUAAAGUUGAACUGUGUAAUUUAGUAUGCUGUGGAACAUCUAAAUAUCCAUAGUAUUAUUGUUAUGGGGCAUACAUGUUGUGGUGGAAUUAAAGCAGCAAUGACUUAAGAAUCUGUAGGAGGAUUACUUGACUUAUGGUUGAAUCAGAUUAAAAUAGUAUAUGAAAAACAUUAAGAUCUUAUUGAAUAAUUCGAUAAUCAAGAUGAUAAAGUGAAUUGUCUUAGUUAAUUGAAUGUAAGAGCUUAAGUUAUGAAUAUAUGGAAAAAUCCUAUCAUUUAAAAGUCUUGGCAAAAGGGAAAUCGUACUUUAUUUAUUUAAUAUAAUAGCUGUAAUGGUUCAUGGUUGGUUGUUUAGAGUUGAAACUGGGUAUAUUGAAGAAUUACUAAUUGAUUCUUAAACACCAGAAGAGAUGAGUAAAGUCUAUGCUUUAAAAUUUAAGUUAGAUUCUGAGAGAAUAUUAUAAAAGCAAGCAUCUAUUUAAUCUUCACCAAGAAAUAAUGCAAGAAAGAGAUUUUAAUUAAUGUAAAAGAAAAUAAUAUAAAAUCUUAAAAAUUUAAAAGAAAAUAGUAAAAUUGAAUAAGAUAUUGAUCCUGAAUAGUUAAGGGAAAUGGUUCAAGAUUCAUAGGAAUUAUGA
Molecule: messenger RNA, 919 nt
Organism: Paramecium pentaurelia
Lineage: Eukaryota; Ciliophora; Oligohymenophorea; Peniculida; Parameciidae
Source: the annotation of a GenBank genome assembly